AAAAAAAAAAAAAAAUCAUCUAAUUGUGGUUUGGGUUGGUCUAUAUUAAUUUAAUGAAGAUGUGUAUAGUGACUGAGAUUGAACUUUUUGUGAGAAUUUGGUCAAAUUUCUGAAUAUUAGAUGAAAAGAAACUAAAAAAUAUGUGGAAGUUCAUUUGUCCAAUACAUGCACUAGUUUGAAUGAUCCAUUCUUAGGAUAAAUUGCACUUAAGAGAAGUUUUUGGGGGAGGGAGGUAUUGCAUAAUUAGUGAAUAAUUAUUAAAGAAAAACCAUAGAUAAAAUAAUGGUUAUUGCAAACAAGUGAGGCAGCUAACCUAAUAGGUAAAUGAUUCAAUGCAUCUUAGAUUAAAGAGUACUAUCAUUUUCGUAAAACUUGUGCAUGUACAAAUGAUUUUAUAUCUUGAAAAUUCUAAUCGUGCUUCUCAUCUGACAUGGAUGCAGAUUAAAGCUCAAGGAAACAUGAUAUGUGGUCCAUAUCUGCAUGAGGUUAACCACUCAUUUAUUGUGAUAAGGAAUUGGGAUGGUGUGUUAUGGACUGCAAUAUUUGGUAUUAAGGAUGGUACUGGCAAAGAUGAAGAGGACAACUCAAACAAUAACAUGGAGGUCGAAAGCAACUUGGAGGGUGACCUAGAGGAAAACUAAUAUAGAUCUUUUCAUAAUUCUAGUUGUUUAAAACAAUAUUUUUAUAUUAUGGUUUAAUUUCAGGAUUUUUUUGUAUAUUUUAUAUUUUAAAGUUUGAACUUAUAAGAAUUUUUAUGUUUCAAUGGAUCAAUUUUUAGUAA
Molecule: messenger RNA, 781 nt
Organism: Quercus robur (English oak)
Lineage: Eukaryota; Viridiplantae; Streptophyta; Magnoliopsida; Fagales; Fagaceae
Exons: 3
Coding region: 333-641 (102 amino acids)
Source: RefSeq, a predicted model, not a curated record